AUGAGCUUCAGAGCUAUUGACAGGCUAAAAUUGUCUCUGUCAAAGGAGCUGCAGGAUUCAAGGGAAACUGACAUGUUUAAAAUCACUCCUCUGAUCCAAACUGAAGAAAAUUGAACCCAACAACAAAAAAUAAAAAUGGCAGAAUUUACAGGUUAUAAGGAGACUUCAAAUCGCCAUCUUCGAUUCAAGUUACAGAGUCUUGGCCGUCGUCUUGAUGAACUGGAAGAAGCAACAAAAAAUCUCCAGAAAGCAGAGGAUGAGCUUCUUGACCUUCAGGACAAAGUUAUCCAGGCAGAAGGCAGCAAUUCUAGCAUGCUGGCCGACGUAGAAGCUCUGAGAAAAAGAGUGCUGAAAAUUGAAGGCAAGGAUGAAGAAAUAAGAAAAGCUGAAGAGCUCUGUCAGUUGAUGAAGGAAAAACUGGAGGAGGAGGAAAGUCUCACUCGAGAACUUAAAUCAGAAAUUGAACGGCUUCAGAAGAGAAUGGCAGAACUGGAAAAACUGGAGGAAGCUUUCGGCAGGAGCAAAAACGAUUGUACUCAGCUGUGUCUGAGCCUUAAUGAAGAAAAAAAUUUGACCAAAAAAAUAUCUACAGAGUUGGAAAUACUUAGGAUGAAAGUAAGAGAACUUGAAGCAUCUGAAGAUAGACUGGAUAAAACUGAACAUAGUUUAGUAAGUGAGUUAGAAAAGCUGAAAUCUUUAACACUGAGCUUUGCUAGUGAAAGAAAACACUUCAAUGAAAGAGAAAAGCAGAAUGAAAAAUUAAUCCAGGAGCUAACACAAAAACUAGAACAAAACAACAAACUAAAUAGGGCAGAUCAAACUAGAAAUGCAUCAAACCUGCUAGAAAGAUCAUCAAAUAGUCUUCUGGAUAGAAAUGACCUGAGAAUUGAAGAUGACUUGACCCCUGCAUUGCCCUCUAAAGAAACCAGGAGAAAGGGAAGCUUGGAUUACCUAAAGCAUGUAGAAAAUGAAACCAGAAAUAAAUCAGAAAAUCAAAAGAAUAAAAAUCAAGAAGACAACAAAGUGAAAGAUCUCAACCAAGAAAUUGAGAAACUUAAAAGUCAAAUUAAACAUUUUGAAUCUUUAGAAGAAGAACUUAAAAAAAUGAAAGCCAAAAAUAAUGACCUGCAAGAUAGUUAUCUGAGUGAACAGAAUAAAAACAAGCUCCUGACUGGUCAGUUGGAAGAGAUUAAAAUUCAAAUAAAGAAACAAAAGGAUAUGGAGAACGGUGAGGUGGAAAGUGAAGAAAUGAGCCUUCCCAGCAGAAUUAGACAUGACAGGCCUAACUACAGAGGUAUCGCAGCUGAGCCGGCAAUUUCAAAACACAAGUCACGGGAGCUUUCACCUCAGCAUAAACGAGAAAGAACACGGAACAGAGAGUUCUCUUCCAAUAAUGACAGUUAUACCACAAGUAGCAAGCAAGUUCCCAGUCCAAGUUUAAUUACUAGGAGAACAGCAAAGGCAUCUAGUACAUUUGCUCUACUAGAAACUGUGAUUACUGAUACAAAAAGAAUGGAAGACAAAUCAGCAAUUGCUACAUAUUUAUCUAUGCAGAAAGAUAGUGGUGCUCCACAAAAUGAAGUGAAGAAAUCAAGAGAGCAGCCAUCUGUGCUGAGUCGAUACCCACCGGCUGCACAUGAGCACAAAUCUUGGAAAGCCUCUUCCAAACCUGGGAAUGAAAGUGGGUUGAAGACCAAGGUUGAAAAGCUAUCUCAAUCAUUUAGUGAUGUUUGCCAAGGUAACUCUGAUGCACUUGAUGAAAAAUCAAGCAAAGGAGAAAUGACUGUAUCUUUGACUGAAAAGAUGAAAACAAGCCAAACAGAGUUGUCUGAUCUAUGUGUAGAGAGACCCUUUAUGAAAAAUAAUCAUGCACCAUCCAAUGAAACAGCUUCAUCAUAUAGAUACCAUAUCUCUUCUCAGAUGUUAGCAGCUGAAUCCACCAGCUCUAAAGCAGAAGCAGCAACAGCCUCUGUUUUAUCUCACAGACAGUCCCCAGAAGGGAAAUCUAAAAGAACAAUAAACUCCCAAGAAAGAGAAUUUACAGACACUUUUCAUGAAAAUACAAAGCCUUCAACUUUAAUAAAGUAUUCAAACAGCUCAAGAAGUCAAGAAGACAUCUUACAGAUUCUCACAAGUCAAGGUAAGGAAGAAAUGGACCAAUCUGCACCAUCAGUUACAGUUCAGACAAAUGUUGGCAUAAAAUCUGACUCUUUGAGAUCCAAAGCCAUCAAACCAGCUAGCCAUGAAAAACUUAGUACAGAUGAGGAGAUUGGUAAAAGCACCAAUGCUACUACUGAGUCAGAGCUGGAGAAGAGAAAGAAACCUAGUUCCAGAGAAUUCUCAAGCUCCAGAGGAGUUCUCAGAGCAUCUCUCUUUGAAAAUGAUAAAAAUACUGGAAAUGAAGAUGACCCCCCCAAAUCCAUAAAGACAUCUUCAGACGCUGCCAGCAUAGGAUUGAAAUCCAGAAAGUCAUUCAGCCCUAGAGAAGCUUUGAGAUCAAAAGCCAUCAUUAAACCUGUAAUAAUUGAAAAGGACAUGAAAGAAGUAAUGGGAGGGGCUGGGUCUGAAGAAUACUCUCAAAACCAGAAAUCUCUCUUUAAAACUGUGACAAAUAAAAUGACAAGCAGCAUAACAAUCUUCCCUUCUGAGCCAGCCAACACAAGGACCAACACAAAUGAAGCCGCAAAGGAAAGACAUACUUCUACCAGCAAUAUUAGAGUCACUCCAAAUGAGCUGUCAACCAUAACAAACAACAUCAGCACACCCUUUGAGAUCUCAAUUAAUAAGAGUGAUAUUGCUCUGAAAUUAUCUGAGGCAGAUAAAAUUGGGGAUUUAGCUCUGAGAAACAGGACAGAAACACUAAUUUCAAGAAGCAGUAUUCUGAUAAAACCUUCUGAACCCAUUGAGAAGAACAAUUAUGAGCCAUCCUUAGAGACAAUCAGCUGGAAAAGCCAUGGGCCUUUAGAAGCAGAGUCACCAGAGACAAAACACAUCACUCUGAGAAGUUCUUGGAGGACAAGGCGGGGAUUACAAUCUUUGGAAGACUCUCAAAUCAAAGUGGAAAAAAAUACAGCUUCCACUCGUACAAAGGCAUGCAAGUCCUCUACAGACCUCUCUGAAACGGAAGAGGCCAAUGCAAGAAUACAUUUACUUGAGCAGAAUUCAAGAAGGUCCAGGGCCACUAUUAAUUCUUGGAAUACCCCUGAAUUAGAAUUCAGAAGGACCCAAAGUAGCUUAAGUGCAUCUGAGCUAUCUACUCGAAGGAGCUAUGUCCAUGAUCCCAUCACUGCUUCUACUUGGAAUCGCAUGACAUUACCAGAGGAAAGCAAAGAUUUUGUUCCCACUUCCAGAAGAAAACAGUAUGGCUCUUCUGAGCAGCUGUCCCAGGCUGAGACUUCAGAGAAAAGGCCAACCUCCCAGGUGGAGCUGCAGCAGCGCCCUGGAACCAGCCCCCAUGCACAGCUGGGCUGCAAGACAGAGGACCAGGGCAUUUCCCGCUCCUCCCGGAUGACCUCUAGGAGAUGAACUUCUUUCCUUUCACCAAACGAACACUCCAUUUCGUGGGGCAAGAGCUAAGGAUGUUACCAGCUGCAUGGGUGUCAUUCCUGCCUUGUAAAUGCAACAAAGCCUUCAGCUAGCCUGGAAUCUGUUUUCUAAUGUGAUUUGUGUGAGACAGAAGAUUAACCAGCACAUUUUCCUUCUCUGCCAGGAAGGUGGCUGCAGAGACUUCUCUCAGGGGAACCCCACUUCUCAUCUCUGGGCUGAGACUGGAUUUGUCUCCACAGGAAUAUAGGUCUGUAUGGAAACUCUUCUGGGUCCAUGGCCACUGCUUCUAUAGCCUGCUAUGAUACUUGCAGUACAAAAGAGAACCCUACAUUAACCACUGUAAUUUAUAAAGAACACUAGAGCUACCCCAAUGGCCACAGAGCAACUGGCUCUCACAGCUGCUGAGCACAUCUGGAUUUUCAAAAGGAACCAAGUCCUUCCACAUCUGAAAGUUUUCAGUGUCAUGAUGAAAGUUUGCAUUAUUCUUAAUCUGCCUCUGCUAUUGCUCAGUCAAAACACCUUGCACCAGGAAAGCACAUGAGUUCCCAGAUCUCUUCAACCACAUGUAGGAGGAACGCCAUCACCGCAGGUCACAUCUAUGUGCAGAGAACAUUGCUUAGAGAGCUUCUUCACCAGGACUCCUGCCACAGGCCUGGCAUGCCUUGCCACCCCAUUCCUCCUUGGCCAGAAAUUUGAUAAUACAAGGCUGUUUACUGAGCCAAGCAUAACAGCAAUGAACGCUUGCCCCAGCUUGGACUUGGCUGCCUUUCAGCCAGAGUUCUGUGCUCCCACUGCCCCCCUCUCCCACCUUAGCUGCCAUGCACAAAGGUUCGUGAGUGGAGCUUUGCACCCUGCACUCGAAGGCAGAACCCUCCUCUCCAAGAGGGCCUUCUCUUCCUUCCCAAAAGGCAUAAAUGAGCAUUGAGCUAAGCUGGGAUUGAUAUGCUCAGGCCAUUGUCCAGCCUUGCCAGGAGCCAUCCUGUGCAUCUCCCUUCUGGCCAGAGGCUGUUCUACCUUCUCCCUACUACCUCUCUGGAUAGGGGCUUUUCCUUGCCCCUCCCUGUUACCACUCUGGACAGGGGAUAUUCCAUGAACCUCCCAUCACGCUUCAGGACAGGGUGGUUGCCUGAACCUUCCUGUCUCCCCUGUGGCCAUCCUGGCUAGGAUCCAGGCACAAUCAAAUACUAUAGUCAUGUGUUUCCAAGGUUAAUAUCCUCAGCAGAGAGAGAUGGGGAGGGGACAGAAGCAGACUCCAUUGCACUGGCUAUUAGUGCUGCAUGGCACCCAGCCCAGUCAGUGCCGUGAUCUCGUAGUCUGUUUGCUCUCAGGAAAGGCAGUUUGCAUGUGAACCACAGAUGGGUACAGAGCUCUCAUGUUCCCAUAGGCAACCCCAUCCCUGUCCCAUCUUCCCAUCCCCAGCUCACAUAUAGAAACAGCUGCUCUUUUCCCCAGACCUCUCCUUUAGCCAUCAGGAAUGCCCCCCCCCCCCCCCAAAUAGGAGAUCACCAGUGGGCCCAGCCAAUCCAGGGGCUGGGGUUAGGGAGGGAGGCUGGAGCAAUAAUAGGAGAAAAGAAGAGGAGCCUACUGAGCCCUUAUCUUCUGCACCCACCUAGCCCCCAUGCACUGUCACUGGGGCACUCUGCAAUCUGGGCCAGGGAGGACGGAGUCCCUGUCGGGUCCCAAGAAACAACAUUGCCUUCCCCUCAUGCUUGCCACUGGGUCUCCCCAGCACCUGGAAUCCAUGGAGGAGCUCAGCCGGGGAGGCUGCUGGGUAAGGCCCAGCUCGCUCAGAGCCCCUGUGCUUGGCCUGUCCAGUGCAAUGUGAGGGGACGAUUCAUUGCCUGACAUUCAUGCCCUCAGCCCCACUCCAGGAGAGCUGAGCUCAUUCUGUGGCUGCUUCCUGCCCAUGUUGCAACCUUGUAUGGUAAGGACAGCAGAGCCAGGCAUGCCCCAAUGAGAGGAGUGUCCUGAGCCUAUGUUGUUGUGGCCAAGAGAGGGGGUGAUCUGCUCCCAGAACAAACCACUUAUUAGGUGACAUCUCAGGGCUGGGGAGCAGCCUGCUGCAGAUACACCUUGUGUAGCACACCAAUUCCCCUUGGGGCCCACUGCUCCAGUCCCUCUACUUUACGCCAUCUGCUGGGCAAAGGGAGUUCUGCAGAGUCCUCAGCCUAAGCUUUGAGGCAGCUGCAGUAGGCUCUUUGCUCUCUGCUGGUAGGACACCCUUGUGUGUAACGGUUUCCUCCCCACCCUCUCACAGCCACCAUGAACCUCCACUGAAAGGGAACGAGGCUGGAACUCGGUAUUUGCUGACAGUGUUAAUGCUCCACUCAAUUGCCAUGUUUGUCCCUUCCACAGGUGCUGGGGGAGGGUUUAGCCUUCACUUGCCUUUUAAGCUGGGCACAUCCUGUCCCACCACACCUGGAAGCAGCAGUGCUCUGAACACUCUGUACCAUCGCUGGACCCAAAUUCCCAAUGUACCCCACAAGAGGCAGCACUUUAUGAGCAGUAAGGAAGAAGUGCUCCCCAGGCCAGCUGCUGGACUGGCAGCAAAGGGUCAUGCCUGGUUUCAUUCUCUUGGGAAGUGUGAUUGCACUUGUGUGUUAACUCUGCUCUAAGCAUAGUUAAAGUCACAGUACAAGGUUUUCUUUGUAUGCUGAUAAUAGACCAAUCCUUCCUCUUUACGUCUUCCCCUCUUACUUUCCCAAGGUUCAUGGCUAAAAUUUUCAACAGUGGUGAAGUCACUUCAAAGCCUAAAUCCCACGGCUGUCACUGGACCUCAUGUCAGCAGUGAGUUGGGCCAUGUCAUCUGUGGUAAAUGGCUCCUUGGGCACCAGCAGCAUGUGAGCCCCUCCUACAAAGGCUUGUUCUGCUGCCAUUUGUGCCUCUAUCCCGGUCCAUGCACUAGCUUGCUGCUGGCUGAGCCUGCCCCUCUGUGCAGGGUUAGGGUAGCUCUCUGAGCCUUGCCACUCAUGCAGGGAACUAGCUGAACCAUUCCCAUGGCCACCAAGGGGUGUUAGCCUGCUGUAGCUGAGCCCAGCUUUGGUGAAGGUGUCUGUGCUGUGGCUGUUCCCCUGCUGGACAGCCCUUCUCAGUGCCCUCGAGGGUCACAUACCCAGCAUAGACUCUGUGGUUCCUUCCAAGCCUUUCCUCAUUCAGGCACUGCCUCAGCUGAGUACAGUGCUGCCGUAGGCAUUCAUUUCACUCCUUACUGGGGCAGCUUUGAGGUCAUCAGAUGCUAGUCUUGUACUCAUAAGUCCCUGCCUUGUCCUCUAGCCCUCACAGCCUCCCUCUCUAAGAUGCUGUGCAGCAAAAAGUCAUUUUGGCCUUGAUCCAAUGAAACUCCUACGUAUGUGCAUAACUUUCAGCCCAAGUACAGUCCCACUGACUUUAGAAUGAAAGCUACACACAUGCAUAGAUGAUUUGCUGGAUCAGGGCCUUGGGCAAACCCAGCCAGCAGAGUCUGUAGUGAUCUCUGGCCUCGCCAUUCCUCAAGCCACAUCUUAAUGCCCUCAUGUCUCCUGAGGGGGGAGUGUGCUACAUGCACCAUCACUCCAGCUCCCUUCAGUCUGCACAGAACCUGGGCAGGAGGCCUCAUGUUCUAAUUAGGCAGAGUUCACACAGCUCCUCUGUAUGCUCCCAUUGAAGCCAGAGAGGGUGUUGCCAGACAUGUCACUGAGAGCAGGAAUGGGGCCAUGCAGUCAUCCAAGCACUGGGCAGUGCCCUUCCUUAGUCUGCCUGCAAACAGGAACUCCCCAUUUGGACAGCCAUAAAACUCAAGCCCCACAAUCAGCACAGGGGGGCAGCCCACCACUGAAAUCCAGGUCAAAUGCGCCCACUGCCCUUUCUCUCUGACGGCCUUGUCAUCAGAGCCAAGGGCAAAUGCAGUGAGCCUCAUUGUUAACUCUGAAUGGUGCCAGCUCCCAUCAGAGCCUGUCCACACCCGGCAUCAGCAGCCUUUAAGCAGUGGACUAGGAGCACUGGAGUGUCUAGUGCCACUUCUGCUCUCCACAGCAGGGUCCUGUGGAAGCCAGACACAGUGGAUUGAGGGCUGUUUCCAUAACUCCAGAGUCCUGGGGCGCAGAGAGAUGAGCAGAUAAGAACUUGUCUUCAUUUAUCCUGGCCAGUAGUUUGGACUGUUCAUUCACUACUUUAAGUCAUAUUAUUUGGAUCCCUGUUCUCGAACAGAAACAAUCUCACUACCAUUUCACUGGUUGUAAAUAAUGAAUGUAAAUGUCAGUAACUAGGUUGUGGGUUGUCUUUUUAAUAAAUCUGAGAUUAACUCUGAGCGAGAAAUCCUCAUUGAAACCUAAUGGGGACAUAUCCCCUAAACCUGAGUGCAAUAGGAGCUGAUUGUAUUAUUAAACUAAUAUUAAUGAUUUCAGGAAACAUGACAUUUUACUCAAAUUGCACACUUUUGAGAACAGCUGUAAAAUAGAGUAAAUAUUUGUAAAUAUUGUCAGCACUGGGGAAAUGUUGUUUGUAAUUGUAGCAUAUGAAUAUGGUGGGGUUUCCAUGGACUUGAUAAUGCUGAAAAUGUGAAUCAGACAUUCAGAGAAUUCCAAAGUUGUAACUGUAUUUGCUGCCUGUGGGAGUUUGUAACGGUUGUUCUCAUCUCCCAAGAAACACUUGAAGAAAAAUCCAACCCUUUAUAUGCAGACCACACCUCCCAGCUAGAGAGGAGGUUUUGGAAAAACUGGUAUUUACCAAGAGGGUUUUCACACUGCCAUGGAUAGCCUCAGACCAGGCCUGCUUCAGGCACCUCUUGGACUAGGUGGUUCAAGAGUAGCUCCCUUCAGCUUCCCUAAUGUCUGGAAAUGAAACUGCAGCCAUCCUUGGGGAUGCAUUGAGCAAGGUAUGGCCCCUCCAGUGGCUCUGGAAAUUCAGGAGUCUGAAUACCUGAUGUUCUUUGCUGUCUCUGUCCAUCAGUGGUGGGAAUUGUCAGAUACCAGCUCAUUAGACAUGACGGGCAACAGGAGGGCUAUGAUGCUGAAGAUGCUCAGAAAAGCAAGGAAAACACAAGGAAUAGGGUGCAGGUGGCUCCCGUGGGUGUUUGGGGGGAAGGAUUUACACAGAGUGAAGAAAUAGUUACACUAGUGCGCACCUUUAAUAGAACUAGCCACAAUCAUCCCACCCAUGCGCAUAAAGACCAUUUACUGCGCAAGAGGUGAAGAGUGAUGUAGCUGCUUUGUAGGGAUCAUCUAACUCUUCCUUGAUUAUUUCAGUGUGCAUUGGGGAGGCACCUUUGUCUUGCUGCCAUUCAGCACCUGAGCACUCCAGACAGUAUGGAAUGUAUUUUUAAGAGACUAAAUACAUUUUUUGUAUUUGUAGAUGAUUGAUUGUGGAACUGGGUCCAGUCAUGAUGUUACAGGCAGAUAGUAAACCAGGUCUCUUUUCCUUUUCACAUAUUCCUGCUAAGUUAUGUGAGUCCAAUUCAAGUUAAUUCUUUUCUGAGGUUCUGUUAUUCACAGUUCCCCUCUACUCCAGACAAGAGAGCUACCAGCACUGUCCUGACUCUCACAAAACUCAUGUAAGCAUGUUCAGUAGGGGAAAGCCUGUUCCUUCCUCUCCACACUGCUUAAAGAUGGUGCUCACCUCCUACCAGUUAUAUAGCGCUCCUAGUCUGCAUGCCAAGUUUAAACACAGUUUAUCUGCAUGUAUCUCCUGACUAAUGCUGUCAGCUCUACAGUAUGUAAUCAAUAAAAUUAUCCCUUUGUACAUGUUA
Mauremys reevesii (Reeves's turtle) is the source of this 9268-nucleotide messenger RNA. It is a transcript of the gene LUZP1, whose product is annotated as leucine zipper protein 1. The transcript has 4 exons. Bases 136 to 3525 code for a protein of 1129 amino acids. Lineage: Eukaryota; Metazoa; Chordata; Testudines; Geoemydidae. The record is from RefSeq and is a predicted model, not a curated record.